Messenger RNA from Didymodactylos carnosus, 450 nucleotides. The record is from the annotation of a GenBank genome assembly. Lineage: Eukaryota; Metazoa; Rotifera; Eurotatoria; Philodinida; Philodinidae.
AUGAUUAAUCACGAAAUUGUCUAUAAUAAUGUUACAAUUGAUGAAGCACAAGAAAAACGUUUUAUAAAUAGACACCGUUCACGUGAUCGUACAAUAACUAUAAUGCUAGUAUCAGUUGCCGUCUCCUAUCUUGUUCUAACAUUACCAUAUCGUCUACUGUGGAUUUAUAAUGUAUGGGUCAAACGUUCAUAUCCAGAACGAUUAAAUUCAAUCAGUUACGUAUGGAAAAUACAUUAUAUUGAUCAUUUUUUGAGAACAGUAUCGAAUAUACACUUUGCAACAAAUUUUAUUUUUUUCAUAUUAUUAUCAAAAGCAUUUCGCGAAAAAUUUCGACAGUUAUUUAUUGAUAAAUUCAAAUCUAUAAUUAGUAAUCGAUCGAAUAAUAAUAAUAAUAAUAAUAUGGAUGUUUGCUCAAGUAUUGUUCAAUCACAACAUGUGAAAGGUGGUUAG